Messenger RNA from Neltuma alba, 3279 nucleotides. Its product is annotated as putative disease resistance protein RGA1. The record is from RefSeq and is a predicted model, not a curated record. The transcript has a single exon. NCBI's taxonomy places the organism in Eukaryota, Viridiplantae, Streptophyta, Magnoliopsida, Fabales, Fabaceae. Gene Ontology annotation, molecular function: ADP binding. Bases 1 to 3279 code for a protein of 1092 amino acids.
AUGACGGAGGCUGUGAUUAAGGCUGCACUUGAAAGUUUGAGCUCACUCAUUCAGAAAGAGCUCUGUUUGUUUCUGGGUGUCGGGAGAGAAAUGAGAAGGCUUUCAGGGGUCCUCACUAGAAUUAAGGCUGUGCUCGAAGAGGCUGAGAAGAAGCAGCUCACCAACAAAUCUCUCAAGUAUUGGCUGCUCGACCUUCGAGAUGCAGCUUACUUGCUGGAUGACAUCUUGGAUGAGUGUUCCACGGAGGCCCUUUCGUUGGAAUACCAAGAGGAGGUACAAGCCUCUUGCUUAUACUAUUUCAAUCUCUCUCAUGUUAUGUUCCGCUGCAAAAUUGCCAAGAAAUUGAAAGGCAUCAGUCAAAGACUUUAUCAAAUUGAUGAGGAAAAGUCGAGGUUUCAGUUAAGCGAGACGGUUCACGAGGGGAAGAAUGAAGUGAUGGAACGGCGGCAAACUACCUCAAUCAUUACUCAAACCCGAUUCUUUGGAAGAGAAGCAGACAAGGAGACAAUUGUGGACUUUUUGGUUGGUGAUGCUUCUAAUUUGGAGGACGUAUCAGUGUAUCCAGUUACUGGUAUUGGCGGUCUCGGGAAAACUACCCUUGCCCAGCACGUCUUCCAUGAUCAGAGGGUGGUUAGUCAUUUUGAGCCACGAAUUUGGGUAUGUGUUUCUGAGAAUUUCAAUUUGAAAAGGCUGUCAAAAGAUAUAAUAGAGUCAGCUACAAGGCAACCUUGUGGAGAUUUAGGUUUAGAACCAUUACAAGGACGGGUCCAACAGGAGCUUGGAGGAAAAAGAUAUUUGCUUGUCCUGGACGACGUGUGGAAUGAUAACCAGGGGAAAUGGGAUGAGUUGAAAUAUGUUUUGGCCUGUGGAUCAAAGGGUGCUUCGAUUCUGGUCACUACCCGUCUUAGAACAGUUGCAUCCAUUACAGGAACAGUGUCUGCUCCUCAUGAGUUAUCACAGUUGUCAGAAGAUGAUUGUUGGGAGUUAUUCAGACAACGAGCUUUUGGAUCGAAGGAGGAGGCACGCGAAGAACUUAUAACUAUCGGGAGGGAGAUAGUAAGGAAAUGCAACGGAGUUCCACUUGCUGCUAAAACUUUAGGAGGUCUUCUGCGUUUCCAACGUAAUGAAGAUGAGUGGCUCCGCAUCAAGGAAAGUCAGAUUUGGAAUUUACCACAGGAAGAAGAUUCUAUCCUGCCUGCUUUAAGAUUAAGUUAUUUGAAUUUAUCAGCAAAAUUAAGACGUUGUUUUGCCUACCUUGCAGUGUUUCCCAAAGAUCGAGGGAUGAGUAAGAAAAAGGUAAUAGAACUUUGGAUGGCUAAUGGGUUCCUUUCAACAGAUGAAGGGUUUGAAUUGGAAGGUGAUGGUGACAGAGUGUGGAAUGAAUUAUAUUUAAAGUCAUUUUUUGUGGAUGUUGAGAUAGAUGAAUCUGCAUACGACACAUGGUUCAAGAUCCAUGAUCUUGUUCAUGACUUAGCCCAGUCUGUGAUGGGGGAAGAAUGUUAUAGCGGAACACUUGAGAAUGGCCCACUUGUUGAAAGAACUUAUCACCUCUCACUUGGUGACGUUGAUCAAUCUUCUAACCUAUGGUCAUCCUAUUUGAACAAGGUCAAAUUCUUAAAAACAUUUAUAAUGCUAGAGGAUUAUUAUUCUCAGGUCGACACUUGUUGUGAUGGAUUGCUGAAAUGUUAUCAUUUGCGAGCGUUUGACCUCAAGUUUUCAAAUGAGGUGUCAUCUUCCAUUGACCAAUUAAAACAUCUGAGGUACUUGAACCUUUCUCAUGGUCGGUUUACAAUACUUCCUGAUUCGAUAUGUAGAUUGUGGAACUUGCUAAUUUUGAAUUUGAACAUGUGUGAUUCUCUCAAAAUGUUGCCUAAUAAGUUGAAGUGCUUAAAAUCUCUCCGUCAUCUACAUUUGGAAGGGUGUUUGUCAUUAUCUAGAAUGGCCCCUGGGAUGCGUCAACUAACUUGCUUGAAAACCUUAAGUGCAUAUGUUGUCGAUGUGCAGGAAGGGUUCUUAUUGGAAGAAGUAGAGAAUUUGAACCUUGAAGGAACACUCUCCAUCAAGCGCUUGGAGAGAGUAACAAGUGAGACGGAUGCCAGAAAGGCCAGGUUGGCUGAUAAGCGCCUCAACAAGCUGGAGUUGUCUUGGGAAAGGAAUGAGCAAUCCCAAUUACAAGAAAAUGAGGAGAAAAUUCUUGAAGUUCUUCAACCUCACGCGCAACUUAAAAGUUUGAUUGUAAAAGGAUAUCUUGGUACCCAACUCCCACAAUGGAUGAUCAAUCCCACGCUCAAGCAUUUAAUUUCCCUACAGCUCGUGGGUUGUAAAAGUCUUGUGUGCAUUUCAUGCCUAGCAAAACUUCCGACUUUGAAGCGUUUGAGCUUGACGGACAUGAAUCACGUGCAAUAUAUAGAUGAGGAACCUUAUGUUUAUGGGGUUGACAGAGGUUUCCAAGUUCUGGAAAAGCUACAGCUGUCAGAGCUACUAAGCCUCGUAAAGUUGUCAAGGGAGGAUGGAGACAACAUGUUCCCACGUCUCUCAACGUUGGACGUCACUAAUUGUCCGCAACUAAACUUGCCUUUCCUUCCAUCCGUCACUCAACUACAAGUUGCAAGGGGAUGUAGCAAGGUGUGUGUUGGUUCAAUUCAAAAUCUGCCCAAUCUUGAACGCCUUCUUUUGAAUGGAUAUGUAGGGUUGACUCCCCCUCCAGAAAAGAUGUUAGAGGGCCUUCAGCACCUCAAAGAACUCCGACUUUUCUGUUUUCCCAAACUUGAAGUUCUCCCAACUGGACUCGCCAACUCGAAGGCUCUCGAACAAUUGCACAUUAGUUAUUGCGAGAACCUUGAGACAAUAACAGAGGAAGUGUUGCAAGGGUGGUGUUCUCUUAAAAUAUUCCGUAUUUGGGGGUGUCCUAAGUUCAAACUGUCUGCAGGUUUCGGACACUUCAUAGCCCUUGAACUUCUAACUAUUGCCGGAUGCGCAAGGCUGGAAGAUAUCCCUGAUGAUUUACAGCAUAUUAUGACCCUUCGAUCGUUGCAAUUGCGUGAUCUCCCAAAUCUAGCCUCCUUGCCUGACUGGUUGGGGAACCUUGGGUUGCUUAAGUCAUUGGAUAUAUACGAAUGCCCCAAGUUGAUGUCACUUCCAACGAGUAUUCAGAGCCUUGCAAAUUUGAAAUCUUUGUCCAUUUACGGUUGUCCGGAGUUAGGGAAGAGAUGCAACGAGAAAACAGGGGAGGAUUGGCACAAAAUUGCUCGUGUUCCAUAUCUUUCUAUAGGAGAUUAA